GAAUGUUGUAGAUAGAUUGUUUAUGUUUCUUUAACUUUAAAUUAACUUAAGAAUUUGAACACUUGACUGUGAUGGAAAGUUGAAAAUCUUUUAGUCCCGAUUUGUAAAUACAAAUCAAUUAUUUGCCGAAAUUUUGUACUUGUUUACAUCAGAAACAGCAACAAAAACAAAACAUCGGCUGCGCUGACUGAUGAAGAUUUGAAGCCCGGAAAUUGCGAAAACUUUUUUUUAAUGUGAUUGUAAUUUAUUAUUCUUUUGAAAGAACAUUAUUUGAAAUGGAAUCUACUGCUCAAGUUAUUGAUGAUGAUGAAAAAAUAUAUAUGGAUUGUUACUACCGUUUAUUGCAGUGCAAAAAGAAUAAAAACUUUAGUAAUGCUUUAAUUGUGCUUCAGGAAAUGAUAGUUCUAUCUGAUAUUCACUGUGUAAAACUGAAACUUCCCGAAUCAAGCAUUGAAAAACUGAAAGCUGAAUUAUUAGCCGAGUAUUCUAAUAUAAAAGACUUAAUGAAAUAUGGAGAUAUGCUUUCUGUUCAAUCGAACACAAAUACUGCUGGCGUUUCUAGUUCAUUACUUACAGACGUAAAUAUUGAAGAACACGCGAAGCAUUUCGUGGAAUAUUUUAAUAAGUUAAAGAUUGCUGAUGAAAUUGCAAAGAAAGUUGUAAAAAAACCACCCCAAAAUGAAUUUUCCCUGCCCUUACAAUCGCGAGGAAAAACUGGAAAUAAUUUAUCAGUACAGGUAAAAUCUGGUCUCAGCAAAAGUGAUGCCUCUAAAAAAAGACCCAUUCCAUAUGAUCACACGACAGAAAAUAAUGCAAAAAAACCCGCAAGUAAAAAUAUGUAUGGAAAUAGGACUUACAUGAAACCAAGCGUGAUCGAAAUCUCAACGACCAAAUCUUAUGAAUGCAGUUUUAAAUCAGCCAAGUCUGUGUAUCGAAAUCCCAUGAAGGAUCAAGCUCAGACAGAAAGUGUUUCAAUCAGAGGGCAAGAUGAUAAUUCUGAUAUAAGAAAUCAUGACACUUUGAAACAUUUUGAUAAAAAAAUUGUUGAUGUUAUUUUGCAUGAAAUAAUGGAUUUCAGCCCAAACAUCAAAUGGAGUGAUAUUGCUGGGUUAGAAUUUGUGAAAGCUACCGUACAAGAGAUAGUUAUCUGGCCCCUGUUACGGCCAGACAUUUUCAAAGGCUUGAGAGCUCCACCAAGAGGUAUUUUAUUGUUCGGCCCUCCCGGCACAGGUAAAACUUUAAUCGGGAAAUGCAUCGCAACAGAGUCAAAUUCCACAUUUUUUUGCAUCAGUGCAUCGUCUUUGGCUUCAAAGUGGGUGGGGGAGAGUGAACAGCUCGUAAGGGCUCUGUUCGCCGCCGCUCGGUUGAAUCAACCGGCAGUAAUAUUCAUUGAUGAGAUCGACUCUCUGCUCUCCCAACGAAGCGACAAAGAUCAAGAUUUCACUAGAAAGCUGAAAACUGAAUUUCUCGUGCAGUUCGACGGCGCAAAAACCGAUACAGAAGAAAGAGUGUUGGUGGUUGGGGCAACGAACAGACCUCACGAGCUCGACGAAGCUGCAAGGAGACGAUUUGUGAAAAGGUUGUAUGUGCCAUUGCCCGCAGCUGCUGCGAGACGGCAGAUUGUAGAAAAAUUGCUGUCUUCUCACGAGCAUGAACUGUCUGAUGAAGAUUUUUCUAAGAUAUGUGACGAAACGGAUGGGUAUUCCGGUUCUGAUGUGGCACAUUUGUGUAAAGAAGCUGCUAUGGGACCCAUCCGCUGCAUCGGCCCCGAAAGUAUCAAGACUGUGGCCAUUGACCAAGUACGUCCUAUCCGUUUGGGGGAUUUCAUUAGUGCUUUGAGGCAAGUCAGGGCAAGUGUUGCUCAAGAUGAUCUGGAUUAUUAUAAGGAUUGGAAUAAGAAAUUCGGCAGUUUUGAGUUUCAAAGUUGAUAACUACUGAUCACACUAUCCAAAUUUACCAAAAAUUAAAAACUGAUGGGUUAGAAACUCCUGCCUUUCAAAACAUUUUUCCUUUUUCAAA
Messenger RNA from Uloborus diversus, 2019 nucleotides. RefSeq names its product fidgetin-like protein 1. The transcript has a single exon. Gene Ontology annotation, molecular function: microtubule severing ATPase activity; ATP hydrolysis activity; ATP binding. The record is from RefSeq and is a predicted model, not a curated record. NCBI's taxonomy places the organism in Eukaryota, Metazoa, Arthropoda, Arachnida, Araneae, Uloboridae. Bases 276 to 1928 code for a protein of 550 amino acids.